CUUUAAGAUAAAUGUGAAGUUUGGUACAUGCAUACUUAUUUAUUACUUUGAUUUGAUUUGUUUCUUUCGUAACAUGUAGUAUACUAUAAUAAAAGGAAAAAUACAAAUAGAGUAAUUUUCAUUGUUACGAGACAUUUCAAGGUUAGCGUGAAUUGGUAUUGUGUAAAUAUACAUGAAAUGCACGGUAGUUUGUUUACGUUUAACCUCUAAGUAUUAUCAACUUGUUUAUCAGUCUUAUAUCUUAAGUUCGGAAGAAUUAUGAAUAAAAGAAAUAAAUCAACGACGAAACACAGUAUACGGCACCAAAAUAAGAAUAUUGACAAUACUGAAGAUGCACCGGUUGAGAAGAUUGUGAAAGUUAACAUAGGAAAUGAAUCACCUCAGUAUUCUUCCGAUUCACAUUUCUCUGGACAUAGUACUCCUAUUCAUAAGAAGAUUUAUGCAAAUAAUAUAGAAGAUUCUCCUGAACUUAACUAUCAUUACAGUCCAAUUUCUCUUCCUUGCACUCAAGAUGGUGGUAAUGAAAUUGCAUGGGAUUGGCAAAGUUCUGGUGCUAAACAUUCUAAUGAUAAGACUAAAUCAGAGAGCAAUCUUAUAGAAACUCCCAAACGAACUAAACAAUUGCAAAAGAAACGAAACUCUAAUUCUCCUUUAUUGCACAAACCACUUAAAAGAAAGCAGGUAAAGAUGGAAAAUAUAGAAAAUAUUGGGAAACUGACAGCUGAAUUGAAAGCCUUAAGUGAGAGGAUGAAAAAUAUGCAACAGAAUUCUAAAGAUCAUACUUCUGCAAGAGUAGAGAAUGAAGAAUGCAAAGAUCAAAGUGUAUUAUUGAUAGAUUUAUUAGUUGAAGAAAAGGACAAUGAAAUGUCAGAAGUCAAUGCCAAUAAUGAUAAGGUGAAAAUAGAUGAUAUUAUCACUGUUAAUAACAAUAAAAAAGAUUCAAAUUAUGAAGAUUUGUUUGAUGAUUCAAUUGAUGAUUCAAUGGUAAAAUGCACUCAAGAAAUUGAAGAAAAGUUGAAUCUGUGUAAGAGUGAAGGAGAUAAUGUAAUGGAAUCAGUCGCUGUGAUCAAAGAAAAAGAAUACUCUUCCACAUCUGAAAAUGAGAUUCGAUGUUUGACAACAUCGAAUAGCUCUACAGGAAGUUUCAUGAAUUCUAAGAGUACUUUAUCAGUUAAUACAAGUAGUUGUUUGAAAACAUAUUCAUACAAUUCAGGAAAAUCGAAUUCUACUUCUAGUGUUCUGUCUUCAAGUGGGAAAGAUACAAGUUUCCGAAAGCCAAAUUUUAAUGAUAGUUUUACAAAUGCACAAAAUAGGAAAAGAACAUUGGAAAAGAAAGAUAUGUUAGAGUUUCCAGAUGAUUCAUUCGACGAUUGUUUAGCAACUUGUUUGGAAGAUGAUAAAGAAAUAUCAAAAUUGUCAGAAUAUGAUUUCAAUUGUUCAAAUACAAACUGUGAUUCGGAUAAUUCUAGGAAGGUUUCUAAAAAAACUACUUCUAAUACAAUGGAUUUUUCACAUAAAAGUAAAUCCAGUAGAUCAGAAAAUUCCAAGUUCUUUAUUAGCGACGAUUUGGUAGAGGAUAUCGAAGCUAAAGAUUAUAAAGAACAAAUACAAAAAUCCUUUGCAGGCAAGAGUGCUUUGGAAAGUAGAAAAUUUUUCAAAACAAAAAGCUUAUCAGAUCAAUAUAUUUAUCACAAUAAAAUCUGCAAUGCGAAUAAUAAAAAGGGUAAAACUGUCUUACCACCCCAAAAGAAAUUUUCAUCAAAUUUAAUUAGUUCAUCAGUAAGAACUAAUUUUCCCACUGUAAAAAAUCAGAGUUUACAUGAGCAUAACAAUGUCACUACUACGGAAAGUGCACGUGAAUUCAACAGAUUCGAAGAGAAGGAACGCGGUAAUUGUAACAUUAAAUAUAAGUCCACUAGUAAUUUAUAUAACAUAAAAGAGGUUGCAAAGGAGUCCCAGUCUGUACAAUGUACUCCCGAAGAAAUAGAAAGAAAGCGAUUAGAAGCAAAAAUGAAAUUAGAAGCGAAACGAAAGUUACAGCAAAACACGAGGUUAACUCAAUCCGAAGUUCUAGUAAAAAAGUCCGUGGAAAGGUGAUAAUCUUUGAUAAAAUAAAACACUGCUACCACGUUCCACAAUGCUGGGCUGUUUUAUUUACAAGCACUCGAGAAUUUAUAAUACACAUCUUUGUGAUUGCUAAAAUAACUGUGUAUUGUUAAAAUAAAUGCGAAGAUACUGAUUUUAAUUAUUGUUAGAAAUUAUGUCAAUAGUUUUGAAAUAGAAGUAAGUUAUAGUUACUAGUACAAUUACUAUUACUUUACAAAAUAUAUAAUUGUCAAUCCUAACCAGGUCAACAUGUGUAUAUGUUAUAUUAAUUCUUAUAUCGUAUAUUUAUUUGAUUGUAAUAUGUAUCGCAAAAUAUGUGCCUUAACAUGAAAUGAAUGUAAAAAUUCAAAUAAAUGAUAGCUAU
Molecule: messenger RNA, 2470 nt
Organism: Hylaeus volcanicus
Lineage: Eukaryota; Metazoa; Arthropoda; Insecta; Hymenoptera; Colletidae
Exons: 2
Coding region: 259-2097 (612 amino acids)
Source: RefSeq, a predicted model, not a curated record